GGGGUCUGCAGCGCCGCCCUCCAGGCUGUGCUGCUGCUCGUGGUUCGUCCUGCUCAAGCCAGGGCCUUGUCCUCCUCCAGGAGAGCCGCUGGGCAGAGCCGCUGGGCAAAGCCGGAAAGCCCAGCACGGGGAACACGUCUCGCCACCCACCCACAGCCCGCAAAAGUGGUGGCGGGCAGGAGGCGAAAGUGCAUCUCGCCCAUGGCCAUGGCCGUGGCUGCGAGGCGAAGGUUGCGAAUGUCUUUGGCCUUCUCGGCCAUGGUGUUGACGGGCGACCGCCAUGAACGACCGCCAUGAACGACAUGCAUUCAGCCCAAAGUGAAACCAGGGCUUGGUUUUUGUCGUGGCUCCUUGGCGCGCCCCUGUACUCGUCCUCUGCCCUUCAUCUCCCGAACGCUCAUCCCCCGAACGCUCAUCUCCCCAACGCUCAUCUCCCGGCCAUGGCCGUCUCCGUCGGUCCGUCCACCUUCCUCUCGACGCCCUUCCUCGUCGGCGCCGUCUCGAUCCUGAUCUACUUCUCUGUCCUCGGCGCCGCCCUGCUGCUGUGUCUGCUGCCGGUGCUCUCGGCUCCGUCGUCGGCUCGCUCGUCCUCCGUGUGGAUCUAUCUCACCUCGGGUCUGGCCACCUUCGGCAUCACCUGGUUCUACAUCUUGCGCUGGAUCGGCAGCGAUCUCCAAGCUUACUGGAUCCAGGACCCCGUCCAAGGCUUCACCAACUGGGUCGUCCACUCCGAUCUCUUCGAUGCCGCCUAUGUCGCCGUCGUCAACAGCAGCGCCGGAUGGUGGUGGUCGUGCCAGCAUCUUCUGUACACCUUGACCGUCAUCGUCUUCUUCUGGGCAGAGGGUCCGCACCGCCUCGAUCCAGCAGCAGGCCCCAAGGCCAACACCAACACAUGGAUCUUUGUCGUCCUUGGAUUUCUCGGCGCAAUGGGCUUCAGCGUCCCGUUGUUCCUGGCCCAGCACCAUAUCUAUGCCCGUGGCUCACUUCCGGUCCUGGUGCAGCCACAGCCGUCGAUGCUGCUCUCGAUCUGCAUCGGCCUGUCGCUCCUGUCGGUGGUCUCCACGACCUACACCCCGCUCGACUCGCCGCUCUUUGGGUUCAACCUCAAGCUCCUCCACGGACUGCUGUUCUUGCCGAUUGUCAUCGCGGGCGGCCUCGGUAUCUUUGCGCCUCGUCGCAGCGAUCACAGCGAUCGCAGCCCCCCAGAAACUGCCCGCCACCGAUCCCACGACAGCGCCUCGCAGGGGUAUCUCUCGAACUUGUAUUGGCUCAUAGCCGGGGCUGCAAUCACGUCGCAUGCCAUGCUGACGCUCGACCACUUUUCGACUCGCAAGCUCGAUGCGCUUGGACUCUGGGCUGCCAUCUGGACGAACGACUGCCAGACGUCAAUCUCGGUCGACUACCUGGCUUCUCUCGUCGUGAUCACCUUCUUCAUGGCGCGCGAGAUCGUCCGCCAGUUGAGCCAGACGAGCCAGGCUUCAAAGCCUAAGCAACAGCAGGGUCUAUUCCUGACGACCGUCGCCGUCGGGCUGCUCUGGUCCGGGCUGGCCGCCUUGGCACUGGUCGCCUCGCUCUCGGUCGUCUUCCCCAUCUUUCUGGCUGUCCGCGAAGGCUGGAAGCUCUCAGCUGCUCAGCGGCACAAGACUGAAUAAAGCCAAUCGGGCUGCUGGACAGAAGCAAUCAAUCUUACUCGCCAUAACACCCGCUCGUGCGCCACAGGGGCCAACCCGAGCAGCGGCGUUCGCGAACAGUUGCUCCGCAUCUUCAACGGCCAUCG
Polychytrium aggregatum is the source of this 1777-nucleotide messenger RNA. RefSeq lists its product as uncharacterized. The record is from RefSeq and is a predicted model, not a curated record. Lineage: Eukaryota; Fungi; Chytridiomycota; Chytridiomycetes; Polychytriales. Bases 294 to 1652 code for a protein of 452 amino acids. The transcript is spliced from 2 exons.